CAGCAAUGCUCGGGGCUGAUUUAAAAUUGCCAUGAUCCAAAGGGAUAACCCGCCGUGUCCCUCUCCAUUUCUCACUAUCUCCUAAGUCUCAAUCUUCCUCCCUCGAUCUGUUUCACAAACAAAGACUGCCGAGCAAUCAUGAGUUGGAAAAAAGUAUCCGAACGCCGCUGGGAGCGCCCUGUCACCGGAAUGGAGGGGUAUUUUGUGUAUACGGGAUCGGUGUCAGCAGCUCACUGCGAUGGCCGCCACCAGUACACCAUCUUCUCUAAAUUGAAGGUUGACCUCGAUAUCAACCCGGCGGACAUCGAAGCCUCACUCAAGCGCGCCUGGAAGCAGCUGCGGUCUGAGCAGCCCCAGAUUGCUACCACAGUUGAUGGCACGACGAUGGUCUACGAGGUUCCCGAUGAGACGGCUUUACAGGAGUGGCUUGCCUCAACCUUUGUUGUUUCACCUGCUGCAGAUGCGGAGGAAUUAUACUGCAAUGUUGAACCGAUCAAGCAGGUUACACUGUAUUACAUCCCGAAUUCAUCGGAGCUUGUACUGCGCGCCCAGCAUUACACAAUUGAUGGCACCGGUACACUACUCCUCUGGGACCGCUAUCUGGCAGCUUUGGCAACCCCAGCCGAGGAGGUCACAUUUGGUGGAGAGCAUACCCGGUUGGCACCCUCCAUUGAGGAAGUGCUCAAGGUCUCCGAGCCGACGCCGGAGGAGACCGAGAAAGCCACGGCGCUCCUCAUGAGCUAUGCGACCAAAGCUCCGGGUGUUGGCCCGGUGUCCAAAGUUGGUACCGUACCUGCUGGUCGGUCACAGAAUGCAGAAAUGACAUUCCCCUCGCUGACAACGGAAGCGAUUGUAAAAGUAUGCAAGGAGAAGGGCAUCAGCGUUACCUCGGCUGUACAUGCAGCGUACAUCCAGGCGAUUAUCAAACAUGCUAAUCCAAACGGCACUUUAUCCCGGUAUGUAAGCUUAGGGCUGUUCAACCUGCGGCCAUACCUCCCCAAACCAUACAACACAGGCGAGUACGGGGCUUCGGUUUACUACACACCUCUUCCCUUGGACCUCGACCUCCCUACACAAUUCUGGGAGACAGCCCAUGCACUGGAUAAGUACUACCGGACCACUGUGAAGGAUGAUCCUGAGAUCCUGCCCCUGCACACACACAUGACACGAGUCCUCUCCCAAGCCAUCCAAUUGCCCGAGUACCAGGGGCCCAUUCCCGGAGAUGCACAAAUCAGCAGCCUGGGCAUUGUUGAGCGGUAUGUACAACACACGUAUGGCAGCACGGUCAAGGUUCUGGACGUGAAAAUGGGCGUCGACAUUGUUCUCGGCAUGUCCAUGUUUUUCAUAUACACGUUCUAUGAUCGGUUGCGGCUCGUAUACAGUUUCAACGAUGGAUAUGAGGAACCGGCACACAUUAGCAUGUACCUGGAGGAGGUCCAGAAAGUUUUAACCGAGGAACUGUUGGCGUGAUAUGGGUACUACAGGCUAGGAUUCUAGCUGGCGUAGGUGCAUGAAACAUGGCCCCAUAGCAUACCUACUAGCAAGCUAGACAAAUCAUAAAUGAAUGAAAUGGGUUUUCUUUUCU
Molecule: messenger RNA, 1585 nt
Organism: Aspergillus caelatus
Lineage: Eukaryota; Fungi; Ascomycota; Eurotiomycetes; Eurotiales; Aspergillaceae
Exons: 1
Coding region: 139-1470 (443 amino acids)
Source: RefSeq, a predicted model, not a curated record